AUGGACGCAGAGGUCGCGCGGCUGACGGCCGACGCUGCCGCCAAGGAGGCCAGCCUCAACGAGCUCAAGACCAAGACCAAGGCCUUCGCCGAGGCCAUGACCGCCGAGAAGAAGCAGCUCGAAGCCUCGCUCGCGGCCGCCAAGGCCGAGCUCGCCGACAUCAAGGUCAAGGCCAAGGCCUUCGCCGACAACGUCCGCGCCCAGAUCGUGGCCGAGAAGGACCGCGUGCACGCUCUCGAGUCGCAAGUGCAGGCCAAGGAAGCUGAGCUCGCGACGCUCAAGGCCCAGCCGGCGAGAUUGAGUCAUGACCAUGGUGCCAGCGAUGCCGAGGUCGCCGCGGCCGUCGCGACCAAGGAGCGUGAGAUGCAGCAGCGACUCGAUGAAGCCAUGGCGACGAUGCGAGCACAGCUCGCACAAAGCCGCGCGGACGACGAGCGCCGCCUUCAAGCGGCCCAAGACGACCAUGCGCGUACGGUGCAGAUGCUCCAGGAGCAGGUCAAGGCCCUGUCGGACGCGAGCUCGGACGUCUCGACAGCGUCGUCGCAGUGGGCCUUCGAGAAAGCACAGCUCGAGCAAGACGCGCGCAACGCACAGGCGCAGCUCGAUGCACAGAUCCGCAGCCUCUCCGAGGCCCAUUUGCGCGAACUCGCACAACUGCAAGCGACAAGCCGCGCGCAAGUCGACGAGCUCACAGCGCAGCUCGCAACGGCGUCGGCGCGCACGCAGAGCCUCGAAGCCAACGCAUCGGCGUCCGAGAGCGCGAGUGCCAGCCGCGCAACCGCGCUGCAGGAGACGCUACAGACGGUCGCCGGGCUUCUCGAGCAGCUUGUUCCGAUGGCGACGACGUCGGACCCCGUGGCUUUGGCGCAGGCGCUGCAGGCGUCGGUACGCGAUGCGACGACGGCGCAGCAGAGCCACGAAGGUCGCGUGCAGCGGCUCGAGGCCGAGAAGGCGACCAUUGAGAAGGACAAGGCAGCCAUCGAGACCGUGCUGCGUGAAACGACUGCAUCGCUCGAGACGGCCAAGGCAGCAGCCUCGUCGGCGCAGACACAGCUCUCGUCGCUGCAGUCCGAGACGAGCUGGGCUGCGUCGGGCUUGCAGUCGCAGCUCGCGUCCCUCCAAGACCAGCUUCGGUCGGCCACAGACGAGCUCCAGUCGCACAAGGAGAUGCUCUCGCGCGAGACGUCGCAGAAGGACGCGCUGCAGGUCGAGCUCAACGAGCUCCGCAUGGAGCUGUCGCAUGAAAAGUCGCAGCACAAGUCGCAGUCGAGUGAUUUGGCCUCGCUCCAAGCCGACAUCGCUGCCGGGAAGGCCCAGAUUGCGCAACUGGCCCAAGAGAAGAGCGAGCUCAUGGCGCGCCACGACCGGUUCCUCAAGGACGAGGAAGAGAAGAAGGUCAAGGUCAAGCAGUACGUCCAGGCGCUGACGACCGAGAAGCAAAAGGCGCUUGACGCGAUCGGCCAAGUGACCGCCGACCUCGAGGGCGCGAGAAAGGCGAUCGCCGAGAAGGACGGACUCUUUGAGAAGCGCAUGGCCGAGAUCAAGGCCAAGACGAUGGACAAGUUUGCCGAGCACGAGCGCGUCAUCACCAAGGCCAAAGAGGAGAACGACCGCCUCAGCGACGUCAUCAAGAAGCUUGAGGCCGAGGUCAAGAGCCUCAGCGUCAAGAAGAAAGAGGCCGAAGACGAGACGAUGGAGUCGCUCAAGAAGAAGCGACUGGCGGCCAAGGCAGAGACGCAGAAACUGGCCAACGACCUCGAGGGCAUCCAGCGCCGCGCGGCCAUGUUCGCCGAUGUGACGAGCAACAAGUGCGUCCAGCAGACCAAGCAGAUGGACCUCCUCCAAGAGAAGGUCCUCGAGUCCAUCCACGCCAUGAGCCAUCAGAAGAAAUGCGACGUGUCGUCCCUCCACGAACUCUGCGUUGUGCACGACUCGCCGCGCAUGAGUGCCAACCUCCCGGGGCCGGCCAUGGGCCUCACCAAGGUCGACGACGAAAUCUCCCGCGUGUUUGACAAGAUGACGACGCUUGGCAACGUGACCGAACGUCUCUGUGACUUGAUGCUGGAAGACGGCGGCUUGAGCCUCAAAGACUUGGUCAUCGACCGCGUCGUCAAGCAGUUUUCAGCGUGCUUUGUGCACGCGCCGGCGCACGGCAAGCCCGACGAAGCCGGCCUCCUCCGCCAACGCAGCUCGAGCUCGUCCACGCAGCCAACGAUCCACGACCUAUCUACGAAUCGAUGUCGAGAGUGA
Saprolegnia parasitica CBS 223.65 is the source of this 2250-nucleotide messenger RNA. RefSeq lists its product as hypothetical. Lineage: Eukaryota; Oomycota; Saprolegniomycetes; Saprolegniales; Saprolegniaceae. The transcript has 4 exons. Bases 1 to 2250 code for a protein of 749 amino acids. The record is from RefSeq and is a predicted model, not a curated record.